AUGGUAAGUAUUGUUAGAGUUUUUAUAGCAGGGUUAAUUGUAGUUUACAGAGGCUUAUCUUACUCUCAGUAAAAGUAAAACUUUACUAUUAAAAGUUACUGUACGACAAUUACAAGUUUAUUAAUACUGUUACAGUACUGGUAAACAUUAAUUAAGUAAUGAGGUAUUACUGUAUUUUUGUUGCUUACUGUAACCUUUAUAGCUGGGCUUUCUACAUGCUUGUCUUGAAAGCAUGGUCAUACGGUACAAUGGAGCCGAUGUCUACAAACAAGUACUGUAAGUUACCGUCUAACCUUUUCAAUAGUCAUUUCAGGAAAACGGCUGGAUACGACAGUGAGGUAGAAUGGGAUACACGACUGGUAUACCCUGAUAACGAGACAUACCGUCUCUUCAGAGCUCUGGGUACGGUAUUGGGGCAGACUUCGGAAGAGGUGUGGGAGAACUUUGGAGUUUGGAUGUGUAUCUGGGUGGUGGAGAACGGAUGGGAGAAGUUCUUGAACUGCAUUGCUAACGACUUGCACGAGUUUCUGGAUAAUCUGUCAUCGAUGCACUUCUUCAUCGACCAAAUCGCAUUCCAAGCAGAGAUGAGGGGUCCCAGCUUUAAAUGCGAGGCCAAGGCUGACGGGUCACUUAGGUAAGAAGCUAACGCAAUAUAAGUAGGAUUACAAAAUUUGAUAAUUUUAAACUAUUUACAACCUUUAUGCAUUACAUUAACUACUGUAUUUUAGAUUGCACUACUACUCAGUACGAAAAGGCUUGUUUCCCCUAGCUAAAGGAAUGGUAAAACAAGCUGCGCGUACUUUAUUCGGAGUAGAAGUGUCUAUUGUAGUAUCGGAACGAUCGCAAGAACGACGGAACGACGUCCUCACAGAGCACGUGGUGUUUACUUUGGAGUCGGCAGAUGAUGGAAUGCCUUUGGCCAAGCCCAAUUCUUACCGCAAUGUUCUACUGCCAAAAGACAGUGUACCCAAACCGUUGGCCAUGAGUGUAGCCUGCUUCUGUCGUAUCUUCCCUACCCACGUAUGCUUCAACAAGGCCCUUAUCAUUGAACAUUGUGGAGACUUCAUCCUCAAAGAGUUCUCUGUCGCCAAGAGAAGGAUGACCAAGAUCAGUGAUCUGCUACAGUUGGUACAGCCAGACGACAUUCCGAUGACAUUCAAAGCCAUAUUGACUUAUCUCAAUUCUUUGUUCAUCUUUCAAUUCAAGGAAAGUAUGGCUAGGAAUGAGAACAGUAAAAGCGGCAAGAAAGGGUUCUUCUCUUUGAAAGGUAAAUUGCGUGGUAAAGAUGUUUACAUUUUCCUACAAGUUAUUAUAAUGGAACAUACUUUAGUUCAUGCUGAUUUAUAGACAUUUUUUACUAUAAAAUAUCACCAUUCUGCUAAAUAUACAUACGUUUUCAGGUCAGAUGAUAUUAGUGAACAAUGGAAACAGUUUACUGUACCUGAACUCUCCUCAUGUCAUCAACCCGAAGGCCCUUUUGGACUCCAACUUGUACUUAAAUGACAUGCAACGUCACGAUGCCACUCGAGAUUUGAUCAUGUUGAAUCAGACUAGGAUCACUCAACAGGAAAUCAAGUAACUUUAUCUAUGUAUGAUUCACAAUAAUAUAACUUUACAGUAAGAAGUUGGAAGAAAGUGCCAAACGACUCAGAAGGCUCUACGAAGAGUUGGACGGUAAAAAGAAGAACAUCGACGUGUUACUGUACGAAUGUAUCCCAAAUCCUGUAGCCAAUGCUCUACGGAAAGCGGAGAAAGUGAAUGCUCGUAAGUUAAUGUAACCAAACUUACUGUAGUCGUGUAGUACUCUUGUUUAAAUGAUAAUAUUGUGUUUCACAAAGUUAUAUUAGAUACAUAUACUUAUAAUAACUACAGUAACAUAUAAUGGUUUUAGAAGAAUUCACUGAUGUCACCUGUCUAUGUUCGGACAUGCCAUUCUUUUCUGUUAUGUCAUUACAUUGCAGUUCAAAUGAGACUGUCUCAAUCAUGACCGAGGUUUUUGCAAAGUUCGACCGGUUGGUGGAGUUAAAUGACGUAAGCGUAACAUAAUACUUUUAAUAUGAAUUUUGAUCUAUUCUACUUACUUUUAAACACUGGUACUCUAAAGAACUUUAUGUAUCACUAAAUCGAACAUAUAGUACCUGAAAGGUAUGUUUUAGUGUUUCAAAGUCUACACGAUUAUGGACAACUACAUGGUGAUAGGCGGUGCGCCAAAGAAGCAGUCCGACCAUGUAGAACGUAUCCUCAACUUGGCCAUAGGUAUGGUGAUCGAAGCCAAACAGAUCCGUGUGACCGAACAGCUUCUUCCCCUGAUCCUCAGAAUCGGAAUCCACUCCGGAUCUGUAGUCGGAGGUAUCAUCGGUCAUCCCAAGAUGAGAUACUGUGUCUUCUCGGAUACGGUAAAUGUUUGUAAGAGACUAACACAACAUACCGAGCCUGGCAAGAUCCUGGUUACAAAUGCGGCCAAGUUACUGGCUUUGAAGUCUGUUCACAAUAACUUUGUCUUCACUAACCGAGGAUAUUUGGGUAUCGGCAACAAUCAAGCGACAUGCACCUUCUACUUGGAGAAGAACACCAAGAAGACCGUCUGGGAGAUUAUCCAGAAACAGAGACGUAAGUCAAUUUAAAAGUAAAUAACUGUAUGUUUGAAAGUUACUGAUUUCACAUGAAAAAAUUUCAAAAACUUUAUUUCCAGCUGAAACAGCCUCUUCCAACGGUCACAUCGAGUUCGAUAACAAUGACAGUCUCAACCAAUGGAAGUCGUUGGAUGGCAGUAAAAAGGCCAAGGUCACAUUUUCGCAAACUCAGAAUAAGCCUAAACAAAAGAUGGACUUGGUGAAGAGGCUUGGCAUCUGGAAGGAAGGGGUCGAGUACUCGAAGUUGGAGAAGGAGGAGAACGACUCUGCUGCGUGCAGUAUAUUGUAG
Messenger RNA from Bursaphelenchus okinawaensis, 2922 nucleotides. The record is from the annotation of a GenBank genome assembly. NCBI's taxonomy places the organism in Eukaryota, Metazoa, Nematoda, Chromadorea, Rhabditida, Aphelenchoididae.